CAGCCCCUGACCACAGCCGGCACUGCCCGAAACAAACAUCAUCAUCCAUCGAUCGACCAAAGAAGAAAAGAGCCAACCAAUUCUGCAGGGCAGAACCCGGAAAGGCCGUUGCAGCAGCACACCAUCGCCACACCCACGCACGCGCACUCACAACAGCACAACACAGCAAAGCCCAGCACCCCCAUCCUCAGCCGCCGAAAAUGACCGCGCCGGCGACAGCGCCGGAGCAGCCCGGCCCGCUCAACUACGUCGUCGGGUUCAUAAUGGUGGGGCUGGCGUGGGGCCUGACGACGCCCUUCAUCCGGCGCGCGGCGCGAGACCACCGCCCGGCCGCCCACCCGGUGCUGCAGUCGGGCCGCGUCCGCUCCAGCGCCGUGCGCUCGCGCCUCUACGGCGCCUUCUUCGCCGUCGUCGACCUGCUACGCAACCCCCGCUACGCCGUCCCGCUCCUGUUGAACCUGACCGGGAGCGUGUGGUUCUUUCUGCUAAUCGGGCAGGCCGAGCUGAGCUUGACUGUCCCCAUCGUAAACACCCUUGCCUUCCUCUUCACCGUCAUCGGCGAAUGGUGGGUCGAGGAUAAAGUCAUCAGUAGAGACACCAUGCUGGGGAUGCUCCUAUCCCUGGGCGGUAUCGCUCUCUGUGUGCACAGCAAGCUCUCAUGAGGAGAUGGCGUGGACGUGGCAUGCUUUCGUUUGUGUGACCAUCCCCUGCUCCAUUUCUUUUCCCUCCGGUCCCUAUUUGUCGCUUCUGCUGUAUGCAUAGGGGUUUCGUAGACGCCAUGAGAGCGCAUUAUGCUCAUAGGCCAUGGUGUCUAUAGCUGUUUCGUUUGCUGGCGCCAAAUGGCAAAGAAUCAUUUGCUGCCACCUGGCAGCGCAACAUGGCGUCACCGCCCGGAGUUUUGAUUCAUGCAAUUGGAUAAAAGAGAUAGAUGCGUGGUUUUAAGCCUCAAGUUCUGUUCAUUCCGUCCAAAUCCCUUGAAUCCGUUAUUUCUCGUACGUGGCAAUGCCUGGCCAUCGUACGCUGGUCCACCAGGGCCGCUAGUAUGAGAGUACCUCCAAUAGAAAUCGAUAAAACAGGUCGCUGCGAAAUAAGGAAAAAGAGAAUAUAAUGGAACAAAGACGAAGAAGAGAUAAUGAUGUGUUGAAGGGAUGAAAGAGAACCGUGGGAAAAGAAGAUAGAAAUGCAAAGGAAAAAGUGAGAUAGACCAGCCAAGACAACAAGUAAAGCCCGCGCCAAUCGGCAGCCGCAAUACUGGGGGAGGAUAUAUACAUUUUGUUGAAGAAGGUGAAGUUUGUACGUAUUGUGGAAGUGGGAAAGUAUGUGCGGGAAGGAGAAGAAAAGCAAGAGAUUUUGCGGGAUGCGCUUUCGUUUAUAGGUAAAAAGUGGAAGAAGGAAGAAAUUAUAAAAGAAAGAACGCGAAUAUCAAGAGAUAAUGGUUGUGUUGCCG
Messenger RNA from Gaeumannomyces tritici R3-111a-1, 1447 nucleotides. Its product is annotated as integral membrane protein. Bases 201 to 662 code for a protein of 153 amino acids. The record is from RefSeq and is a predicted model, not a curated record. The transcript is spliced from 3 exons. NCBI's taxonomy places the organism in Eukaryota, Fungi, Ascomycota, Sordariomycetes, Magnaporthales, Magnaporthaceae.